CGGAGCUCAGCUCAGCCCAGCCCGCCCCGCCGAGGAUGGGGUCGCGGCUGUCGCUGGACGGCUCGGUGCGGGUGGUGGUGGUGGGGGGCGGCUUCGGGGGCACGGCAGCCGCCAGCCUCCUCAAGUCCUGGGCCAUCCCCUUCGUGCUGCUGGACGGCAGGGACUCCUUCCAUCACAACGUCGCCGGCCUCCGCGCCGCCGUGGAGAGAGGAUUUGCCAAGAAGACUUUCAUCUCCUACUCUGUCACCUUUGGGGACAGCUUCCGACAAGGCAAGGUGGUUGGCAUAGACCCUGGGAGGCAACAAGUCUUGCUCAGCGAUGGUGAGGAACUUCACUACUCCCAUCUCAUCCUCGCCACAGGCAGUGAUGGGCCAUUCCCUGGGAAGUUCAACAAAGUCACUGACAGGGAGGGUGCCAUCCAGACCUAUGAAGACAUGGUUAAGGAGAUUGAGCAAUCUGAGCGCAUCGUGGUAGUGGGAGGUGGUUCUGCUGGAGUUGAGAUGGCUGCAGAGAUCAAAACUGAGUACCCAGUCAAGGAGGUCACCCUCAUUCACUCAAAACCUGCCCUAGCUGAUGUGGAGCUGCUGGAGAGCGUCCGUCAGCAGGUGAAGGAGAUUCUCCUCAGAAAAGGAGUGCACCUCCUAUUAAAUGAGAAGGUCAGCAACCUGGAAAGCCUCACGCCAAACCGGUUCCAGAAGGACAUGGUGGUGUGGACAGAAAAGGGGACUGAGGUGGUUGCUGACAUGGUGGUCCUGUGCACAGGGAUAAAGAUUAACUCUGCAGCAUAUGCCGCUGCCUUUGGGGACAUCAUGGCAAGCAACGGUGCCCUGAAAGUUAACAAGCACCUGCAGCUGGAAGGCUAUGAGAACAUCUAUGCCAUCGGGGACUGUGCAGACCUGAAAGAACCCAAGAUGGCCUACCAUGCUGGGCUCCACGCCAACGUCGCCGUGACCAACAUCUACAACAGCCUGGCACAUAAGCCUCUUACAACCUAUGAACCAGGUCUUCUUUCCAGGGUCGCUGACAUUCCUGCUGUCAAUGGGCAGGAAUGAUGGUGUAGGCCAGGUGAAGGGUUACUACGUGGGACGCCUCUUGCUGACCAUUGCCAAGAGCCGGGACCUGUUUGUCUCCAAGAGCUGGAAGACAAUGGGACAGACAAUGCCCUCUUAAGAGGGGACCAGUAAGAAACCAGCAAGGAGUCUAGCAACUGGCAGAGGGUGAGGGUGCACUUGUAGUGUCAUUCUGUCCAAGCAGUGACUCCUGCCAUGCCUCCGAAAGCCACCUGUCCAGCAUGCUGCGUUAAGGGGGUGCCCUGCCUGCCUGCAAAGGGGAGGGAGGCACUUCCCAAAUGAAGUGCCCAGUUCUCAUGAUGAAAACCAGGGAAGGAAUGUUUCUUCUCCUUCCUUGUUGAGAGAUAGCUCUGAGCAAGAAACCUGGUUUACCUUGAUUUGUAACAAUAAACACUGCGGUUUUCCAAA
This is a messenger RNA of Apus apus (common swift), 1478 nucleotides long. It is a transcript of the gene AIFM2, whose product is annotated as apoptosis inducing factor mitochondria associated 2. Lineage: Eukaryota; Metazoa; Chordata; Aves; Apodiformes; Apodidae. The transcript has 8 exons. Gene Ontology annotation, molecular function: electron-transferring-flavoprotein dehydrogenase activity; flavin adenine dinucleotide binding. Bases 36 to 1052 code for a protein of 338 amino acids. Gene Ontology annotation, biological process: apoptotic mitochondrial changes; positive regulation of apoptotic process. Gene Ontology annotation, cellular component: mitochondrion; cytoplasm. The record is from RefSeq and is a predicted model, not a curated record.